Messenger RNA from Mesorhabditis spiculigera, 1473 nucleotides. Lineage: Eukaryota; Metazoa; Nematoda; Chromadorea; Rhabditida; Rhabditidae. The record is from the annotation of a GenBank genome assembly.
AUGCGCCUUAUCCAUCUGGCGCUCUUCCUGGUCGUGCUGGUCGUGCUCUUGGAGGCGAGAGGAGGACCGAGAAGAGGAGGUCCUCGAGGACGUCAUCCCGGUCGAGGGCUAGCAAAUGCUCGUCGAAGAAUACACAGUCUGAGGUCGCAGUUAAUCGCCAGAAGACGAGCUCACUUGCAUCGUCCUGGGGGUCGUGGAAUCGGGGCUAGACUUCAUGAAAGGGGAGCUAGACGGAGAGGCCCAGAUCAUCGUCCCGGUCGUUUCCACGAUUUCCGGAAAGUCCCCCGCCAUAUCCAGGAUCAGCUCGGCGAGCACGCCAAAGAUUUUUCGCGAUUUGGAAUGAGAUUCCGCAAAAACUUCGACGAAAAGAAGCUGGAACGUCACGCACAGCACUUUCGGCGUAAUAAUGAGCGUUUGCGACGGAAACGGCAGGAAUUCCUGAAGCGUCACGGUCGCCACCGCCCGCUCUUCAAGCUGGGCGAGCACCCCUACAUGCAUUUGGAUGAUGACGAGUUCAAGAGCAUGCUGGAGCCGGUCAACCAUCAACCGGAACACUCGAAUUUGUGGAAACCGAAAAACGCGCGGCGACACGGUUUUCAUGGCGGCCGUGGCGGACAUGGCCGGCGGUUUAAUAGGCAAGUAUCAGCCUCGGAAAUGCCGACAAACUUCAGCUGGGUCGAGAAGGGAAUGACGACCGACGUGAAAAUCCAAGAGACGUGCUCCUCAUGCUGGACGUUUAGUACCAACGCCGUCCUGGAAACCGUUUACGCCAUUAAAAAUGGAGGUGAUAAGCUGGAUCUAUCAGAGCAGCAAUACAACUGCGUCUACCAGCGCUCGGUUUGCGGGUCCGGAUGGCCGGAGGGCAGCCUGGGAUACGCGAAAAUGCAUGGAGUGGGCUAUGAAGCUGAUCACCCGUAUAAUACGACCGACGAGAAGUGUAUUGAGGUGAAGCCCCAAGUCAAAGUCUCUGAGUUCUACUCGCUGAUGCCGUUCGACAUGAACGAGCUGAGACAGGAAAUCAUGAACACCGGGCCGAUAGCUUUUGGUAUGUGGCUAACUGAGGAUUUCCCGCUAUACGCCGGUGGAAUUUAUACUGAACAGUGUACCGAGGAUAAGCCAAAACUCGGUGGACACGCUAUGGCAAUCGUUGGAUGGGGUGAGGAGCUCAAUCCGGAAACCAACGAAACCGUGCCCUACUGGAUCGUCAAGAAUUCUUGGGGAGACUUCUGGGGUGAGGAUGGAUAUGUGAGGAUCCAAGCCGGCGUCGAUUUAUGCAAUAUGGAGACUAGGUACCUCUGGUCUGCUGAGAUUACUGAAGACAAGGCGGAAGACCGUCCCGAAGACGACGUUCCGGAUGCGGAGAACCAGAAGCUGGGUGAGGAGGCCGACAAAGAAAAAGAGGAGGCUGAGAAGGAGGACGAUGAAGAAGACGCCAAAGUGGAGGAGGAUUUGAAUGAUGUUCUUUCUCAAUUG